Messenger RNA from Pteronotus mesoamericanus, 592 nucleotides. RefSeq names its product formation of mitochondrial complex V assembly factor 1 homolog (gene FMC1). The transcript is spliced from 2 exons. Gene Ontology annotation, cellular component: mitochondrion. The record is from RefSeq and is a predicted model, not a curated record. The coding region runs from base 160 to 501 and encodes 113 amino acids. NCBI's taxonomy places the organism in Eukaryota, Metazoa, Chordata, Mammalia, Chiroptera, Mormoopidae.
GAAGGGAAGUGAGACUUCCCACUGUUUUGCAAUCGAUGAGGGGAGCCGUUAGUGUGGGUCCGACCGUACCAUUAAGCGGCUGGGCUUAGGGGUGAGGGAAUUAGAGGGGCGUAGGGCGCCGUAGGGCGCCGCAGGGCACCAGCCUCAGAGCACGGGAAAAUGGCGGCCCUCGGGUCUCCGGCGCGCACUUUGCGAGGCCUUCUACGGGAGUUGCGCUACAUGAACGCAGCCACUGGCCGACCCUAUCGCGACACCGCAGCCUAUCGGUAUCUCGUGAAGGCUUUCCGUGCACAUCGGGUCACCAGUGAGAAGCUGUGCAGGGCCCAACAUGAGCUUCAUUUCCAAGCUGCCACCUAUCUCUGCCUCCUCCGCAGCGUCCGUGAACAUGUGGCCCUUCAUCAGGAAUUUCAUGGCAAGGGUGAGCGCUCAGUGGAGGAGUCGGCUGGCUUGGUGGGUCUCAAGUUGCCUCAGCAGCCCGGAGGGAAGGGCUGGGAGCCAUGAAAAUGGAGAAAUUCCUUGGAUGCUGCCUUCAUACAAGAAUUUAAUUAUUUCUAUCAUUAUGUAUUUAUUAUUAAAUUUUUUUUAAAGUUUA